Messenger RNA from Salvia hispanica, 591 nucleotides. The record is from RefSeq and is a predicted model, not a curated record. Lineage: Eukaryota; Viridiplantae; Streptophyta; Magnoliopsida; Lamiales; Lamiaceae.
AUGCGGUACGAUGCAUUACUCUUUUGACUGUUGCUAUGAAUUGGUUGUAGAAUUAUAUCGAGAGCUUGGGAGGUGGCUGGAACGCGAUACGAUGAUGCCAAGUUAGCAAAGAGAAGUGCUUCCAGCUUGCUGUCUGAUGGAGCCACUGCAGGUUCUCUCGAGCUGUGGAAUAUCCGAACAAGUGGAGAACCGCUUCAAGUGGCUUGGAUGGGAUUGUCCCAGAAGGCAAUUUUUUGCUGCUCGGAUGGGAAUGUUUAUGGUCGGCUUAUUGGAGAAAACCUGCUAUCAGGAAUCGUAAAGUCCGUCUGCCCUUUGUACUUCAGCAUUAGAGAAACCAACGAAGUGAUGUCAACGGAGCAGCCUUGUGAUUUAGCAUAUGAAUUCGGAGAUGGAAUGCUGAAUCUUCCAGAAUAUCCGCAAGAAUAUCCAAAACCAGCAAAACAUCCAUGGCCGUUUAACGAUCAAGUCGUGAUAUACAUACGCCACGUGGGUCCGGGAGUUAUGGUGGGGCAGGCAUGGCAAGAAGGUAGAUCUUUGCAACAAGUUCCCAAGAAGCUAUGCAGUGAGAUCUUGAUGGUUAAACAAGAAUGA